Molecule: messenger RNA, 2990 nt
Organism: Metopolophium dirhodum (rose-grain aphid)
Lineage: Eukaryota; Metazoa; Arthropoda; Insecta; Hemiptera; Aphididae
Gene: jus
Exons: 8
Coding region: 541-1350 (269 amino acids)
Source: RefSeq, a predicted model, not a curated record
UUGGGCCACACGGUCGCCGCUGACGCCGACGACGCGCCGAGACGGUUCUCUGUUGUUGCGUUGUACUCGCGCCGUACACUCUGUUGCUUAGUGUACGGGACGACGACGGCGGCGACGGCCGACGCGAACGGGCACGACGCUUUUUAAUGAUGAUGGUAUAUCAGUUCGUCGUGGUCCGCUACUACGCCGCGACCGUAUCGGCGGUCGCCACCGGGUGAUUGGCCGGACGACGUCGAGGAAGACGCUGAGAUAAUAAUUAUACACUGUACCGGCACACUGUAUACAGACACACCGGAAGUCCGGGGUCGUCUAGCUACCGUAUAGCACCGGAAACGCGAUAUCCACGCGGUCACGACGGCCACCACCGUCGCCUCCUCACAAUACAGAAAUACAUCAAAGCACGGAAAAACUUCAUCAACAUAGCCUCACUGUAACAUAAACUCAACAAAGAAAACAUAGAAGAAGUGCGUGUCCGUUGGGAUGUGACGCCGGGUGGACGAGAGCAUCGUGCGCGUGAUUAGCUGGGUAGCUGGGUGUGCUAUGCUAGCCGCCCGCAACGUUCUGCUCCUGUUGGUGGCCGGUUCGUUUAUCGCCUCGUCGGUCCUCGCUCUACCGCAAGACAAAGUCACAGAGAAAAAAUUUGGUGACAAAUGUGAAUCCAACGACGACUGUCAUUUCAACGGGUCAAUAUGUAGAAUUGACCGGAGCAACAAAAAAUGUCUGUGUCAACCCGAAUUUGAGGCCACCAACCACAUAGACAAAUGCGGACACAACGUAGCGAUUAACAAACCGUGUUUUUUCAACGAGCAAUGUGAGAACCUCGUAUUCCAAACAGAGUGCAGAGAUGAUGUUUGCGCUUGCCGGUUCGAGAGGACUCCGGUGUUUCAAACAGAUGGAUCAGUCCAAUGUAUUGCCAAGAACAAUUCCAACUCCGAACCUUAUACUGAUCCAGCAAUGCUGUGCGUGUUGGCUGGGAUGUGUUUAAUGUUCAUAAUUAUAUGCGUAGUACUGAGAUUGUUUAGCAAGGCACGUUGGAGAGAAAACCGUACGAUAUUCAACACGCCCAACCCGAGAUUGAUGAACGUGUCGCUAUUGAGAGACAACAAACCGCCGCCCGGAGCAGCCGGCGAACGUAGAGGUAGCAAAUCCAGUACAAAGACCCAUUCCCCUUCGAGACAACCAAGCAUGGCCUCGUUGAAGCCCCAUUCGCCUUCUUUAGGUCGCGGAGUUCGGGGCAACAACAACGGCGGAAACGCAGAAACCGUAAGGUCUCCGACGACCAAAAGUCCCGUGGCACUUCCGGCGGAACCAAAAACAUCUGUGGCUGUGGACAUACAGCCCGACGUGUGAAUCUUGACAUCGAACAAUAUAACAAUAUAAUAUGCCUGCGUUGCGUCACGGUGUAUUUAAUGCUUAAAACAGGUGUCAGGACAUCGCAGACAAUGAUUUUAUUUUUAAACAAAGUUAUUCUUCUUCUUUCUACUUUAUCCGCAAAUGGGCUUGAUUGCUUUUGGGACCACGGCUAAUGGUUUAUUAAUUUUUCAAUAAUAUUCGAACAUAAUAAUAAUAAUAUGUAUCUAAACAUAAUAUAAUGUUAUUAUAAUUAUAUUACAUUAUUAUGAUUUUUAAACAUCUCUUUAAAAAUAUAUAUAUAUUUAUGAUAUAUAUCGAUAAAUCGCAAUGACUGCGUGCUAUAUUUUUAAAAUUAUUUUAAUACUUGGAACUCACGAUGCUUAGAAUACGUAGUACGAAGCACUUGGCAAUAUUAGCCGAGAGCUAUAUUCUUCACACAGUAAAAAUAUUUUACAACAUGAAUUUGUAUUACUUAAAUAUUUAAAAUAAUAAAAUAAUUUAACGUACUUAUUAUAAUAAUUAUUAUGCUAUGAACUCUGCAUUCAUAUAAGUAUAAUAUAAUAUAUACAUAUAAAUCAUAUUAUACACAAUAUAAAUAUAUAUUUAAUUCUUAGACUCACGAAAUUUAAAAAUAUUCGUAACUAUAACUAAUACACAUUUUUUUUUAUUAACUAUAAUAUCAUUAUAUAAUUACUUACAUAUACGACGUAUCAUCCAUCAAUUAACAAUGUAUAGAUUUUUUUUUCAAUUUCGUUUAAGUAAUCUAAGUAUUGUAAGUAUAAAUUUAAAAACUUUUUAAAUAAGUUUAUAUUAUAUAUAAUAUUUAUAAUAUUUAAUUAUAUACAUAAACCUAGCGCGUAAUUUCGUUUAAGUAGGGUAGGUUAUCGUUAUAACAAUAAAUUAUGAAUAAUAAUAAUAAUAUAAGUAUAACAAGACAUUUUUUAUUCUUUAGAUUGUAAGUUAAUAUUAUACAUAAAAAAUUAUAAUAUAUAUAAACGAUAAUAGUGUUAGGACGUAUUACAUGUAUUUAUUUCUAUAAAUACAUUUCAGAAAGGCGAUAUGGACUCACCAUUAUUUUUAACCGUUUACAGGGAUCUAAGGUGGAUCUCGAGACUUGAGAAAACAGAGGGAAGGUUUUCUCGAGUUCAAAAACGCCUUAGAACUUGUAAGCGUAAAAUUGAAAUAAAAAUAACGGUUUUUUCUUACCGCUUUUCGUAAUUUGUAAUUAUUGCCAUCAAUAGAUAUUAAUUACAUUAUAUCUUUAGAAUAAAAUGGUAGAUGUUAAAAAAUAUUCAAACUACAUUAAUUAUAUUUUGUCCUUAAGAUUUUACCCUAAUUUAUUAAUUAAUAAUACAUGUUCGCAAUAAACUGCUCAAUAAAUUUAGACGUUUCAAAAGAGCAGCUUGCUUUUAUAAAUGUAAUAUUUUGUUCACGUUACAUUUUUUGUCCCUUUGUGAUAAAUACUAAAACUUUCUAUUUAGUUACUUUACAUGUCAAAUUAAUCUUAAACAACCAUGUAUAUUGUUUCUUUAAACUCAAAUUUGUUUAGACUAAGAUUAAAAGCACUUUCACAAUAUUUUGUUUUUUACAUUGUAUUUACAAUUAAUUUAUAAUACCUAUUAUACCUACUAGUGAUA